Molecule: messenger RNA, 825 nt
Organism: Salvia hispanica
Lineage: Eukaryota; Viridiplantae; Streptophyta; Magnoliopsida; Lamiales; Lamiaceae
Source: RefSeq, a predicted model, not a curated record
AUGACCUCCUACGCCGACCUCAUGGCCAGAGAAUUCGUAGUGGCGUUCCGUGAUCUGCAGAAGGACGCUACGAAUCAUGAAAAGCUGGCCUGUUUUGCCCGCAGACACUACGUGAACAGGCUCAACGGGCCCGAGUUCGCCUCAGCACUCACAAACAAGCCAGGGAAUGAUCCUUCGAUCGUUCACAACUUCUUCCAUCAUUUAUCCUGCCAUUAUAAGGAGCAUUUGGUGAUGCUGAAGACGCUCAAAUCAAUGGAUGAGAGCUUAGUAAAGCGCAUCGAUUCCAUGGAUGUCUCUAAGAAGGCGUCGGCCGUUUCCUUCACGCUCGCUGCCAUGUUCUUCGCAGCCACGGCUGCGAUGGCUGCUGCGAAUGCCAAUCCCAAGAGGGAAGCGGCCUGGCCAGCAUCUGGGCCCGCUGCUACUGACCAAGUAGCAGCUGGGCCAGCAGAGGUCGGACCCAUAUUGGCCGGGCCAGCUGUGGCAGCGGCAGCAGCAGCGGCCUCCAUUCUGUUUGGGGGAGUCGGGAAAUGGAUCCAUUCGCUUCUGAACAAGCGGGAAACUGCAGCCAGGAAACACAAGGAAAUAACUGUGGUUAUGACUAUUGGCGCCAAAUUCGGCAUGGGAGAUCUUAGCUCCAUUCAUGACGUGGCUAGGAGGCUGGAGUUCCAGAACAAAUCUUUGUCGGAAACGGUUGAUGAUGGGAACAUAGUGGCGGCUGUGGAAGGGGGCUUUGUUGAAUUGGAAGCGAAAGUUGAAGCAUACAGUGAUAGGAUGAAGUGGGCUAGAGAUGGUGUGCUUGAAAGUAUUAUCACGCACCUGGGUUAA